Messenger RNA from Talaromyces atroroseus, 7980 nucleotides. RefSeq lists its product as hypothetical. Gene Ontology annotation, biological process: cell morphogenesis. NCBI's taxonomy places the organism in Eukaryota, Fungi, Ascomycota, Eurotiomycetes, Eurotiales, Trichocomaceae. Gene Ontology annotation, cellular component: site of polarized growth; cell cortex. The transcript has 4 exons. The record is from RefSeq and is a predicted model, not a curated record. Bases 1 to 7980 code for a protein of 2659 amino acids.
AUGCAGCAGCCCAACCGUGCGUACCACUCUGUCGCGUGUGCCCUGCACUGUUACAACACCACACUAACAAACAAACCAACCCCGUCCAUUCCACUCGAUCCCGACACUUGGUCUCAUCUUUGCACCGAAGCUAAUAUCACAUUUGUGUGCACAGCAAUACCCCAAUCCGGUCGGACAGCCGCGCCCCUUCAGACAACCAUACCCCUCGGCUCCGACGAGUCUCCUACGUCGCACCAUAACCCUACCCCCCCGCCAGACCGACUAGCCCCCAGAAAUGCGUCUUCUCCAGGGCUCGCUAUUCUGCACAGCAGGGAGUCCUCUGUCUCUGGGUCAAGAGGGAGACCCGUCGAUGCUUCUGGCCGAGGCCUUACAACGCUCCAACCCCAGUCGCGAAGCCGCGGUCAGUCUCAUUCGAAGAGCCCGGAAUCCAAUGUUGCCCGGCCAGAAGGUCUUGUUGAGCGCAAGCCUUCCUUGUCAUCCUACGGACAUCACCGGAAGACAUCCAUUGUCCAUGGCAUCCAGCAUUCCCGCGGCCCAAGUUAUACUUCAACCUCGGCGAGUCCUCUGAGCCCGGAAAUCAUUGCAUCUGCAGGCUCAGGUAGCAUGGCCGGCUUAUCUAUAGCACCAGAGAAUCUGUUUUCCAGUCGGACUGACGACCUGGACUCGCUUUUGAAAUUUGCAAAUAACGGAAGCAAUGGCUCUGUGCAUACACAGACUAGCGGUCUCAGCACGAUCCAAGAUGACGAUGAACUUAUAAGUCUUGGCCAGACAGUGACGAAGCGCAGCAAUACUACCCACAACAAGGUGCCAUCAAAUAGCAAACUCAGGCGAGAACACUCCCACGGCCGCGCGCAUUCAAAGCAUCACCAGGAGUCAAAGACCGCCGGCGAGUAUGCUCUACAUCACCUCUUCAAUUCUUUCGUUGCCCAUGCAGACAAUAAGAUUAAUCAAAGCAUCGUCAAGGUUGGUGAGGUUGAGGCGCCAGUGGAAGAGGUGUGCGGCGAAGGUGCAGACCCCGUUUUCGAUCAGCUUAUUUCUGCCUUGGGGCAUAUCGCUCGCCAGAAACCGAAACCAUUGAUUGAUACCAUCAUGCUGUGGCGAAGAGCAAAAGGUGAAGCGGCAACGACAGCCAAGAAUCCUCAGAAACCGCAAAGCUCUGAAAAUUCAACACUUCUUCGUCGAAAUACAGAGCCUGUCCAGGCGGGAAGCUCUGAAUCAGAUCUGAGUUUGGAAAGCGCACAACCCUCUUUCGCACAGAAACAGGAUGGCAUUCAGCUUCUUGAGCGCCGGGCUACCGUUUCGGUGUAUCUCGUUUGCAGAGUACUGAUCGAAAUAUUCAACCAAAGCAGCGUUGAAGCGAUCGGGGCCGACAUGACGGAGCGAUUAGAAGACAUAGUAUUCGGUCAAUUGAAGGCAGUGGAUCCGGAACAGGUUGCGGCCUCUCCGUUACGUAUGGCAAACUGGAGGAUCUACGGUCAAUUUUUAGGCAGAAUGAGUGAGAUCAACUUUACCGGCGUCGCAAAGCGCUUCAUCAGCGAGCUUGAACGAUACCAGAGAGAAGCCAGUCUCCGCGGCCAGUCUCAAGAGCUUGACGCCAAAGUAGAAUUGUUAAUUUUGGGAAUGCGGCAUUUCAGCAUCAAGACCUAUCCUGAAGAAGCGUGGAGCAAAUCCUGCGAGUAUAUGAGAUCCUUAGCUGGGCUUUUUGUCAACGCUCAUGGACAACGGGUCAAGCAGGCAUAUUGCUACAUUAUCGAAAAAGUUCUAAUUUCGAUUGCAUCGAAUCCUGCGUGUGACGUAGGUCAUCCGCGGUGGAAGGAGUUUUUGGAAGUGAUAACUCCACGCCUCUCGCAAAUGAUUGCCAAGCCUCGACACUGGAUGACCGUGUUUCCUAUACAGACGAUCUUGCUCUGUGUCUCUUCAAAGGAUGUGUUUGCUAGCCAGUGGCAAUCUCUAGCACUCAGUUUACCUCCGCGACUCAGAGAUCGGCCUACUCGAGGAUUGGCGCUCCAGGCACUGUGCCGGUUGCUAUGGACGUAUUUAUUCCGCUACCCGGACCCUCCUAAUGUCACGCUUAGAAGGGUUGACGAGGUCAUUAAAGUCGCGCUGCCUCCGGGGAAGAAAACAUAUCUUACAACAGAGCCUUCCGUGGCAGACCCCUUGAAGCAACUUAUUCGGAUGACCGGUUUUAAGCUCCCAGACCUGUGUUUCCGCAACAUCAUCUUUCCCCUAAUAAAUUCGGACCUCUUCUUGUCUGGCAAGGAACUCAAAAUCGAACAAAUGGAACCCGAGAAGAUGGUGGUAGGAAUCCGGUCAUUCCUUGCCAUUAUGUCUGACCUAGAGAACGGCGAUCAAUUAUACCCACCUUUUCCAGCUGGUCCAAUUUCUACGCACUUUGUCGACAUCCCCAAUUUUCUACUUCCACCUCGCUCACAGCUUCUAGCAGAUGCCAAGCCUCGCGCAGUCUCUGCGGACACAUCGACCCUCUCGCGACCUGUGAAUGUCUCCAAACUUAAUCAGGUAGCGAAGGAUUACUACAUUCAGUUUUGUGAAGUCCUUGGGAAGAUCACUCUUCUCUGUGAUAAUACAUUUGGUGGACAGGCAGCUCUUGAUGAAAAGUUUGGUAGCUCAACACCCAAGACUCCCAUAUCGGAAGCAUUCAGUUUUACUCGGCGCGACGAUCAUGCAACUCUUAUUGACCAAAGGCAAAGUUUUUACGAUCUGCUUCAUGUAGCUGUACAGGCGCUUCCCAGAUGCUUAUCCGACCAUAUACCCUUCAACUCUCUCAUUAACCUCCUCUGCACAGGAACUGCGCAUGUUCAGCCCAACAUAGCCAGAUCUUCCGCGGAGUCUUUGAAAUCAAUAGCACGCCAGAUGCAUGCGCAACAGGUAACCAUUGGGUUUGCCAGGUUUAUCUUUAAUUUUGAUGCUCGGUAUUCCACCAUGUCGGAUGAAGGCAUGCUUGGACCUGGCCAUAUCGAGUCUACAUUGACUUUAUACGUUGAACUCUUGAAAAUUUGGAUCGAAGAGAUUCAGCAGAAGACCAAGGAAAUUGCAACUGAUCAAGCUGAAAAUAAUGUCGGUUCCGGUACUCGGGCGCUACAGCUCGAUCUUUCUAGCGUGCUUGCGCAUGUCGAGGAAAUCGAAGCACACGGUAUAUUUUUUCUGUGUUCUCAAUCUCGCAGGGUGCGUCGCUUUGCAAUUUCAGUUCUGCGAUUAAUCACUGAAUUCGAUCGCGCCCUGGGAAAAGAGAACACUAGGGUCAUUCGAAUUCUGGAAGCAGAUUCCCACGAGAUCAUGGAUCUCAAUGAUGAGCAGCUGACAGUUGCCGAAAGGAGUCGUCUACAAAAGGGUAAAAGAAGGAGUAGCCCGCAAAAUACUCUCAUUGAAUUAUGCAGCAGCGAUGUUUCUUACGACUCAAGUCUUUGGGUAAAAGUGUUUCCAAACAUUGUUCGUGUCAGCUUUGAGACGUGUCCAGUUGCAGUCACUCUUGCUCGAGGGAUCGUGUGCGCCAGACUCAUACAGAUGCACAGAAAUAUAACCGCCCUAGCAGAAAGCCAGCGACUCCAGCAGUACGCGCCUUACGACACGGGCCACGGGCGAUCCCUCGGCCGAGCCAGGUCACCCGCGGAGAUCAUGAUUGAACAAUGGAAACUUUACCUCUUAAUGGCUUGCACAACACUAAAUAGUGUGGGUGCUCAGUCUCAGAGCCAGCUUGCCAACGCUCAGAAUGCUCGUAGAACUUCGAAAGGAAUGCAGUCCGCCCAGGAAAAAAUCGGCUCCGCCCGAGCUCUCUUUGCCUUUGUGAUUCCAUUACUGUCUGCUUCAUUGGAUUCGAUAAGAGAUGCCAUUGUCUUCGCAUUGGGAUCUAUCAACAAGAGUUUAUACAGAACUCUUCUUGAAUCUUUGCAAUAUGCGGUGACAACAUGCACUGAAGAGGCCAAAUUACGAAUUGGUACUCACAGCCGAACUCCAAGCAGUCCCCGUCGCAGCCGAAAGACAGAUCGCCUGCGCACUGAAGUCACCCACGUAUAUAAACUUACAUCUACCUUCCUCAGGGAAUCAGAAAUUUUCAAUGAUGACUGGAUUGUCAAUAACCUGAUAAAUUACGCAAAGGAGUUACGCAUCUUUCUUAGCGAUGCUGAAGUGCAGAAUGACUGGGAAUUCCAACGUCUGCGAUACCAUUACUGUGGCCUUAUGGAGGAGCUUUUCGAAGGCAUCAAUCGUACAAAAGAGCCCUCUCGCUGGAUGCCCUUUGAGUCGCGUAAAUCGGCCUUUACCUUGAUGGAGGGUUGGUGCGGAUACUCACCGAGUCAAGCACAUAUUGCUCGAAGAGAAGAUAGUAUGAGACGCUUUGUCUUGGCCCAACAACAUGAACUCGGAGACCUACGAAACCCUGCAGCUAUGAUAGAAAUCGAGAAGAGAAACCUACAAUCUGCAGCGCUGAGCGCAAUGUCGUCAUUAUGUGCUGGCCCAGUAAGUACGACAACAGAAGGCGGGUCAAUCCUUCAGUUUGAUGUGAGCCGAAUGCUGGUUUGGAUUGGCAGUAUUUUUGAAACCCCCAGUGACAAAUUGCACACCACUGGUCGGCGAGCAUUGAGAAACCUUAUUGUGCACAACAAGGAGUACCCAUAUUUACUCGAACGCAUGGUAGAUAUGUGCUACGGAAUCGACCGGGAAAGGCGCAUUCGGGACAAGGCGCUUGAAAGCUACUUUGAUGUCGUGAACCAGGUUCUAAUAGAGGAGACUGAUUACCCAUUGGCAUUCUGGAGAAUAGUGGCUAUCGUUUUAUACAUGCUAGGAAACGAAAAAAGAGACAUCCGCAUGAAAGCAGCGAAGCUUCUUCGUAUUUUGGAGGAACGACAGCAGAAGAAUUCCAGACUUCAGGACUUCGACAUCAGCCUUUCUGACAAGACAACAGCUGUCCAUAAGCUUGCUCAGUUCGAAAUCUCCAAAAGACUCGCAUCACAAUAUCCGGACCUUGGAUUCUUCGUAUUUUCUGACCUCUCCAAACAUUUUGCUAAAACCAUGUCGCCUGACGAGCAGCGGAAUGUUGUUAUGGCGAUCUUGCCUUGGGUUCAAACAAUGGAGUUGCAAGUCGAUCCAAAUCAGCAACCUACUCCGCGGUCAUAUAUGCUCCUCAUGAAUUUACUCGAGAUCACUAUCCUCCGGUGCAAGCUGCUACCCAAUGAGGUGCAAGCUCUUUGGCAAGCACUGGCCACAGGCCCCCAUGGAGGAAACGUGCAAGUCAUUCUUGAUUUUAUUAUUAGCCUCUGUUUGGAACGGAAGGAACAGAAUUUUGUUGAGUAUGCCAAGCAGAUUGUGGUAUUCCUGUCGUCUACUCCUGCUGGUUCCAAAGUGAUCGAAUUCUUCCUAUUGCACGUGUCACCAAAGUACAUGAUACAAGAACGCAAAGAUGAUGUCCCGCCACCACCAGACAACCGAGGAUUGCCCUACGUAGCCAAUAUAGAUGACGUUCUACCAAUCGGCAAUAAGCAGGCUGGUCUGUCCAUGGGUCAGCUUUCUAUGAUUUUUCUUGUGGAUUUAAUAAUAGGCCCUGUUACAUUGGCACUACAAGACGUCAUCAAGCUAUUACACGUGGUUUUGAUCUUGUGGGAUCAUUAUACCUUUACGGUACAGGAGCAAGCACGGGAAAUGCUUGUUCACCUCAUUCAUGAGCUAGUCGCCUCAAAAGUCCAGGAUAAGGUCUCACCGGAAGUGCGACACGCUAUUGAGGACUUUGUCGAGUCAAUUCGCAAGAGUGAAGCGUCAGUGAUCUGGGAAUAUGAGGACAAUACUGACAAAGAAGAAGACGACGGUACCAAAGUCCCAACGGCAAUGAAUCUUGUGACGCGACAGGUGGUGCAGUUUUUCAAUCUCGUUUUCGAGGAUGUUAACGAUCUCUGGUCCAAAGAAGCCUUGAAUUGGGCCACAUCAUGUCCUGUGCGGCAUUUGGCUUGCCGUUCUUUCCAAGUGUUCCGAUGCAUCUCGACAUCGUUGGAGCCAAGGAUGCUGGCAGACAUGCUUGCUCGGCUCUCUAAUACAAUAGCCGAUGAAGAAACCGACUACCAAACAUUCUCUUUGGAAAUACUCACAACCUUAAAAGUCAUAAUUAAGUCCCUUUCAUCGCCGGAUCUUUUGCAAUACCCACAGCUUUUUUGGACUACGUGUGCUUGUUUGAACACUAUACAUGAGGCUGAAUUCAUGGAAAGUAUCGGUAUGCUUGAGAAGCUUUUGGAUAAGAUUGAUAUGGGUGACCCCAGUGUCGUGGCUACUUUGAAUGACGCGCAGCCUCCUCAGUGGGAGGGGUGUUUCACUGGUAUCCAAGAGCUGGUGUAUAAGGGCUUGAAGUCUUCAGAAUCUUUUCACGACACACUGAGUUUGCUGCACCGAAUGACACCCCUGCCGGACAAUGAUCUUAUUGGAGGUAGGGGUCGAUUACUUUUUGCGACUCUAGCCAACAUACCCAGCUUUCUUCACCAAUUCGAUGCAAAUACAAAGGACCCAAUAAUUCUGGAUCGGGCUAAUUUACUGGGUCAAGUGGCCGAAAGACACGGCUUUGAGCGACUGGCUGCCUGUUUAGUUGGAUUUGCAAACGUGCAGUGGAAAAAGGAGCAAGAUUUCUUGCAGCAUAUGAUGUCAGAAGUCUCUUCGUAUUGUUUUCCAGAGCAAGAAGUACAGAGUCUGGUAUUCGUGAUGGGCCUGUUGACAAACGCGACGCAAUGGUUCCGAGUCAAGACUUUGAACAUGUUGUGCGUGUUGAUCCCAGAAAUGGAUAUGCGGCGACCCGAGAUCACCAGCUAUGGGCCAGAUUUGAUAUCACCUCUUCUGCGAUUGCUUCAGACGGAGCUCUGUCCACAGGCGCUCGACGUCAUGGAUCAUAUCAUGACGGUCUCAGGAAAUCCUAUGGAAAAGCAUCAUUUGCGAAUGAGUAUGGCGUCAUCAUCGUCUUCACGAGCUAUUCGGAAGCAAUACGAACGCAUCCAGAGCCUCUAUGGCAUUCCAGAACCUACUGGAUGGUCAAUCCCAAUACCAGCGGCACAGUCGGCUAGCACACGUCACAAUGUCCACGCGGUAUUUUACACAUGCGCAGAGGCCGAUCGCAUGGAGGCACACCGAGUCUCGACGCCAGAAGUAGAAUUCAGCACUGAAGAAUACAAUGAAUCCUACUUCCCCUCAAUGCGAGCAGAUACUAUGAAGUCGUUUGACACGCAAACAGAUGGAAACCUGGGUGAGAUCGUUCAGCGGUUGGAUAGCUUGGAUGACUUCUUCGAUGAGAACGACUUUGGCUUCCAGAAUUCCUCUUUUAACACAAUGUCAGAGAUGCGUGGCUAUCCGGGUAGCUUCGCCGACACCUCGGCUAGUCUUUAUGACCAACAAACGGCGCCUAUUCUUCGCAAGUCUCUUGCAAGGACCCCUUCGUCAUCUUCGUUCCACAAUGGCCUCGCUGAAACAUCACGGCCACCGACACGACUCGAGGGUGUGCUUCCUGUGACAUCGCCUCCGCUUGCUCUAGGCACUGGUGGAAAUGCGUUGCGGCCAGCGAUGCAUAGUCGCUCCGUGACCUCACCCUCCAACCACCUGACCAAUCAUCAUACACCUAGUCUUUCUACUGCUAGCAUGACACCUCGUCCUUCAAUGGAGUCGACCUUACUGUCGGAUAGUGAGGUUGAAAUUGAGGAGAGCUUCUCAGAUCUUGACGAACGCGUGGCGCUACAGCCACCAUCCCGCAGUACAUCAUCAUCUCUACGGAAGGGAUCAGAGGGCACGUCUUCUUUUGAAUCCAUGAUUCGCAGUGGAAUGCGGCGUCUUACAGGUGGCACCGCCUCUAGUCGUGAAAAGGAACGGCAGCGUGACCUAUUACGGGCUCACCAACGAGCGGCCGUUCAGAGAGCCAACUCUCCGCGGGUUCCCAAGGUCCCUGCGGAAUAUCUUACCGGCCCAGUAAGCAGCCCGACUUCUCCAGGCCAGGGGGAGAAAUAG